This is a messenger RNA of Perca flavescens (yellow perch), 2926 nucleotides long. It is a transcript of the gene wipi2, whose product is annotated as WD repeat domain, phosphoinositide interacting 2. Gene Ontology annotation, molecular function: protein binding. The record is from RefSeq and is a predicted model, not a curated record. The transcript has 12 exons. The coding region runs from base 304 to 1512 and encodes 402 amino acids. NCBI's taxonomy places the organism in Eukaryota, Metazoa, Chordata, Actinopteri, Perciformes, Percidae.
GGGAUCCGAUGGCCUGUGCUGUCAAGCUAGCUGACGUUAGCUAGCUCAGUGUAGACUUAUCGGAGCGCCUCACAGAGUGACAGGGCUCGAUGGGAAAUAGCCUGGAUGUAAUUUCUCACAAUCGAAAUGACUAGCUACCAGUACACGCUAAUGUUAGCUAACGUUAGCUAAGUAAACUUUCCGGUUGAAGCUCGGUUACGGGUUAUUUCACCCGUCACUAGCAUAGCUUUCUAGCUAACAUGAUGCUGUGUAGUCCAAGGCUAACUUUAGCCACAAUACACAUGUAACGUGAGGUUAGGUGUCAUGUCCUUAGCUGUUGGCACCAAAUCAGGAUACAAGUUUUUCUCCCUGUCCUCUGUGGACAAAUUGGAGCAGAUAUAUGAAUGUACGGAUACGGAGGAUGUGUGUAUUGUGGAGCGUCUGUUCUCCAGCAGCCUGGUGGCCAUCGUCAGCCUGAAGGCCCCCAGGAAGCUCAAAGUCUGUCACUUCAAGAAGGGAACCGAGAUCUGCAACUACUCCUAUUCCAACACUAUACUGGCUGUCAAGCUCAACAGACAGAGGCUGAUUGUGUGUCUGGAGGAGUCACUUUACAUUCACAACAUCCGAGACAUGAAAGUGCUGCACACUAUCAGAGAAACUCCACCCAACCCUUCAGGAUUGUGCGCCCUUUCCAUCAGCAAUGAUAACUGUUACCUGGCUUACCCUGGCAGUGCUACGAUAGGAGAAGUUCAGGUGUUUGACACCGUCAACCUGCGAGCGGCUAAUAUGAUUCCAGCCCACGACAGCCCAUUAGCGGCUCUGGCUUUCGACGCCAGCGGAACCAAACUGGCCACGGCCUCGGAGAAGGGCACAGUCAUCCGUGUCUUCUCAAUCCCGGAGGGACAGAAGCUCUUUGAGUUUCGAAGAGGAGUCAAGAGGUGUGUUAGCAUCUGCUCGUUGGCGUUCAGCAUGGAAGGCCUGUACCUGUCGGCCUCCAGCAACACAGAGACUGUCCAUAUCUUCAAAUUAGAGACACAGAAGGAGAAGUAUGUGCCAGCAGAGGAGCCCACCACAUGGGGAGGGUACCUGGGCAAGGUCCUGAUGGCGUCCACCACCUACCUGCCUUCUCAGGUUACGGAAAUGUUCACCCAGGGGCGAGCCUUCGCCACUGUGCGUCUGCCCUUCUGCGGACAUAAGAACAUCUGCGCCUUAGCUGUGAUUCAGAAGAUUCCCAGGUUGUUGGUGGCCGCAUCAGAUGGUUACCUGUAUCUGUACAACCUGGAUCCACAAGAGGGAGGGGAAUGCACACUUAUGAAGCAGCACAGGUUAGACGGCAGCGCUGAGCCAGCCAAUGAGAUUCUGGAGCAGUCUCAUGACCGCCCCCUCGUGGCCCAAACCUACAGUGCUGCUGUCCCCAAAGGUUACUGCGAAGAGCAGGGCGCCGUGGGAGGGGCGGGGCUAGAAGAUGACCUCAACGACUUGCGCUUAGAGGAAGAGAACGAGCAACCGCCGCUCAUCCUUGAAACUGACUGACUUAACGGACGGCUGUACCCACCAAUCAGAGGGCUCCUCUGGUGCUGCUAUGAACAUGUGACACAAGGGGGGCAGGAGCAGGAUCAGAGACAGGGGUGUUUUUUAAAAACGCUCAAAGCGUUCAAGAGCCUGUCUUGUCAGUCUUAUCUUUGGGUUUGUCUGUUCACAUACAUCUUGACCCUUUUUUCUCCCUCCUUCCACUACUACCUUUUCCCUCAGUUUGCCCGCGCGGGCCAAACUAACGCUUUGCAUGUACAUGUGCCAACUGCUAAAAACAUGCUCCAAUGUGAAAACGAGUAUCUGUGAGUGUGUGUGUGAGUGUGUUGGACGUUUGAUUUAAAAAAAAGAAAAAAGUAGCUGUGUCUCCAUUUAAGACACACAGACGCAAGCACUGUGUAAACAUGAAAGUGAUCGUGUAAGUGCCUCUCUGCUCCAGUGUCAUGGUUUCUUCUGUUUUGAGAGGAGGAGCUCUUUGCAUUGGCUUAAUAAAAUCUAUUUUCAGUUGUCGGAUCUUAAUCGAGGGUGUGUACUAUCUUGGCUAACCCUUUCCUCCCUCACGUACAGUCACACAGUGUCCUGCGAAGAGUGUGGCAUCACUCAUCUGGCUCAAGUUCACCCUCCAAAGAAUGUUUUAGAAGCCUUUGGCGUGAGGCAGAGGUGUUUGCGAAGAGUUUGUGUGAUUGUGCUGAGAGCUCAUUUGUGUGUGGGUGUGUGUGUGGGUUUGCUGGGCAUGUACAUUAGCAAAACACAGAGUAAUUAGUCUCUACUUGUCCCCCCAGUUCACUUUUACCUCAUCCAAACAGGCUCAGUGGACCUUCCUGCCCUCUUCCUCCAUCCCCCAUCCCCCUGCCGCCCCCUUCAAGGCCUGCAACCAUUGGUUGAUUUUACUCUGAUAUUAACGCUCUUUUAAACCUACAUAAUCAUAACCAAUGAUGUGUCAUGCGUAAGAAAACAUGCAUGGUGUUGUUGAUGUGGUACUUUGUCCAUACAUCAAAGACAUUUGGCUGCUGAGGAUCACUUAGCAGAUCAGUUGAGAAAGGCAGGAGGCUGUCAGUGAUUUGUCUUCAAUGACAGCCUCCUUGUGCGACUCACCCCCACUGUAUCUCUACUCUGUACAUUGCUAGAUGUGGAAAGAUAUCACUGUACCAUAUUGUCAGGUUAUGACCGUGGCUUCAAGAUCUUACACACUGGGAUAAGUGAGUGAACUGUGGAUUAUAAUUUGAUCGAUCUGGAGCUCAGGCUGAGCCUCAGCGGGUCCAGGAUGCUGCAUGAUUCCCCACUAAUCCUUCUGGUGUCGGAAGACGCUAAACGAGGACCAGCCAUGGGAUUGUCAGAUGUUUUCUAAUGAUUUUGUAAAAAAUGUGAAACGUUCAUCCGAAACUAAAAUGAAAAUAAAUUCCAUGUUGAUGUAUGA